UUAAAGGUGAAAUGGCUUCAAUUAAAUUGAAAGGUUUAAUAGCCCAUACUCAUUAUAAAGAACAAAAACACGAAAUGGACAGAGAGCAAGAUUACCAAAGCCAAGACAAUAUUGGAGAAACUGACCCUGACAAAGCCAAAGGAGAAAAACCUGAAAUGGAAAAAGACCAAGAAUGA
This is a messenger RNA of Entrophospora candida, 176 nucleotides long. Lineage: Eukaryota; Fungi; Glomeromycota; Glomeromycetes; Entrophosporales; Entrophosporaceae. The record is from the annotation of a GenBank genome assembly.